This is a messenger RNA of Cotesia glomerata, 1705 nucleotides long. RefSeq lists its product as uncharacterized. Lineage: Eukaryota; Metazoa; Arthropoda; Insecta; Hymenoptera; Braconidae. Bases 373 to 1344 code for a protein of 323 amino acids. The record is from RefSeq and is a predicted model, not a curated record. The transcript has 7 exons.
GUAUAUACAGAUUUAUUUAAAAAUGGAAGAAAAUGAAAAUCUUAUAUAGAUUCUUUACCCGAUAGGGUUUUUGAUGGAUAUACAUUUCGACAAGGAAGACCUCUAAAAGAUGGUGCUCGACGUUUAAUUUGUUCGCAUGUCGAAUCACAUGCUUGCGAUACUCUAGGUACCUUAUCUGCCACUGAUGACUUCAGCUAUGAACCUAAAAAGGAUAAACAUACUCAUGAACGAGAUCCCGAUGCAGAAAUUAAAGCACGGUUUACUCGAGAUUUAUAUGUCGCAACUAAACAUCAAUUCCGAAAUCUUCAAAUAAUAUAUGAUGAAGUAGCAUUGCUUCAUGAAGAAGGUGCCGCUCUACUGAGUUUUAACAACAUGAAAAGAAAAAUGCAGGCAUGGUUAGAGAGCAGAGUGUUACCAGAAGUAACAUCAAUUGGUGACAUUAAAUUACAAUUAAAUGACCCACUACUUAAAAACAUCAAUCUGCACAAUGCCGGAAAGACGGAGAUCGAAUUCGUACAAAAUGAGGAAGGUCAGGAUACUGCUAUGAUUCUUGUAGAUGCGAAUCUUUUGUCGAAACUGGAGACCACGACUCUAUUUAUACAGUCAACAGAUCAUGAAUUCGAAGGUGUCGAUAAUCUUCAAUUAUCAUCUAUCUCAACAAAGCAUAUGGAUCAUAUUUUACCCUUAGUAUGGAUUAUUUUAUUGGAGAAAAAUGAACAAAUUUGUAAAAGUAUAUUUCGCAAGAUUUUAACUUUACAACCUACCUUGUCACCUACAGAAAUUUAUAGUGAGGUUGAUUGUGAUUAUUGGAGAGCUUUCAAUGCAGUAUUUCCAAAUGUAAUCACCAAAGGAAUGUUUUUGAGUCAUUGUAAGAUCAUGAUAAACACGGCCGAAUCGAAGAAUAUUGAUUUAGAAGAUGAAAGAACAAUGUCAAUAUUAUCAAAAAUAACAUCAAUUAGCUUGUUACUCGCAGACAAGAUUGUAAACGGUUUACAAGAGUUUGUUGACUCUAUGAUGAGAAAUGAAGAUUUUGAAAAUUUAAAGGAACUGAUGGAAUUUUAUGAUCAAAAGUGGCUUAAAAGCAUUGACGUUGAGAAUUACUCUUUUUAUAAUGAUUCAAUGUCAUUGUGGAAGAAUGGAGAAUUAAUUCUUCAAAAUAUAAUAAAUCGACUUAAGAAAAUCAACACUUUAUGGAAUUUAAUUGAGCAAGCAUCAUUGAUCAAUUCUCAAAUACAUUUUCACCAGGAUAACUUAGCCAAAAAAAGACAUUUUAACAUUCCUUCCAGAAAAGUUAAAAAUAUUUUUACUGGUGUAAAAAACUGUAAAUAUAUUUCUGAUCUAUGAAAAGAAAUUGAAGCAGGAGUUUUAUUUUCUAUUGACUUCAUAAUGAGAACUGCAGAUAAUCUAACACCAAUAUUACGUAAUUUGUUACGUUCUGAUGUUAAAAUUCCAGUUCAGUUUGAGUUAUUAGAUUUAUCGACCAAUGAAGAAAAUGAAUUAAUUGAUGCUGAUGAGUUACCAAUAUUGAAUUCAUCUGAUGACGAGCCCAUUGAUACUUUAGACGAAGAAGAAGAAGAUCAAUGGUAUAUUUACAGUCAGCACUGUUUGGGAUGUUAUGAAGAUAGUAUCGAAAUUGGUUACAAGCCUUGCACUCACGCACCGUAUUGCUGGUCUUGUAAUGAAAAAUGGCGCGAUAAGGCAGUUA